AUGAACCUCCAUCACCUGCUGCUGCUGCUGAUCUCCGGUCUCUGGAGUCCAUCCUCGGCUCGGCUCAGGUACUAUUACUUAGUGACUGAGCCGAAGACGUGGGUUCAGGCUCAGAGUUACUGCAGACAGAAGUACACCGACCUGGCCACUGUGGACAACAUGGCAGAGAUGGAGGAGCUGAAAGGGUUCAUUCCUCCUGGGUUCAGCGAUAGUAUUUGGAUUGGGCUGAAGAGAGGCCCAAUGAGACUCUGGGGCUGGUCUUCAGGAGAGGUCCUCCAGUACACUAACUGGAACCCUGGAGAACCCAACGGAGUAGUCACCGACAGAUGCUGUCUCAAAGCGGGGGGAUGCCUAAAAUGUAGACAUACUCAAAAUCUGUGUUUGUGUCUAGAGCCAUUAGGGAAAUUUGUGCUGGUUAAGAUAGCCAGCAAUUGGAGAGAUGCGGAGACCUACUGUUGGCAGUACUACACCAACCUGGCCACCAUUCACAGCGACCAGGAGCAACAGGACGUUUGGGAUCUUCUCACCGACUCAGAUAUAGUGUGGAUUGGUCUCGGAUUUGACAACUGGCUGUGGUCUGACGGGAGUAAGACCACGUUCCGCUACUGGCAUCCCGGACAACCGUAUAGUGCCACGGACGACGGAAACUGUGCUAUGGUUUCAACCUCCUGGGGCGGAGACUGGGAUGACACUGCAUGCAAUGGAGUUAUGUCUUUCAUGUGUUAUAAAGCUCCAAUAAAAAGAGGCAUAAUAAGACUGAAAGUAACGUCUGGUGGAGAGAUGGAUCCGAAUGACCCUGUCGUGAUGACGAACAUUCUGACACAGAUUCAGCAAACCCUGAGGAAACAGGGCGUGGGCUCUGACACCACCCUGACCUGGCAAAUGAGAAAAGGAAAGGUUUUCAGUUUAGAAAAGACGAAAGAGGAACAGCAGAAGUGUUCCAGCCUGAAUUCAGCUAUCAGUCAAACAUAACUCACAUGGACUAAAUACUGCUGUCUGUCAAAUGUAUUAACCCUUUAGAAUUUAAUUUUUUUCUGCAUGAACCCAGUUAAACAAAUAAGACUAAAAUAUUAUACUUGGUCAUUUAUUUAUUGAGGAAAAUUAUCCAAUACUACAUAAGUUUAGAAUUUAGACUCCACCAAUCCACAGGAUUUUCCAUGGAGGAAAUUCAAGACCAUCGUUACCCUCCCCAGAAGUGGUCGACAAGGUCUCAAAGGACCCCGGGGUAACUUCUAAGCAACUGAAGGGUCUUUCUUCAGCAAUGGUGUGCGUGUCAGGGUUACAAGGAGCAAGCCACUUUCUUUUGCUCUCCACAAAAAUGUUACAUUUGAAAAAAGGAAAAUUAAAACUCUGCAUUCCAGCAUAAGAACCUUCUCCCAUCUGUGAAACAUGGUGGUGGUAGCAUCUGUCCAGGACGGCUUGCCUUCAUUGAUGAUGAAGAGAAAUAAAUGAAAAUGUGCAUAAUGUGUCUGCCUAAUACAUAUAAACAGCAUCUGAGACUCACAUUUCUUAUAUUGAUUAAAGUUAACGCUAACUACU
This is a messenger RNA of Astyanax mexicanus (Mexican tetra), 1539 nucleotides long. RefSeq names its product macrophage mannose receptor 1-like. The transcript is spliced from 6 exons. The coding region runs from base 1 to 972 and encodes 323 amino acids. The record is from RefSeq and is a predicted model, not a curated record. Lineage: Eukaryota; Metazoa; Chordata; Actinopteri; Characiformes; Acestrorhamphidae.